This is a messenger RNA of Cucurbita moschata (crookneck pumpkin), 2887 nucleotides long. Its product is annotated as transcription factor TCP4. Gene Ontology annotation, cellular component: nucleus. Bases 1201 to 2493 code for a protein of 430 amino acids. Gene Ontology annotation, biological process: regulation of secondary shoot formation. Lineage: Eukaryota; Viridiplantae; Streptophyta; Magnoliopsida; Cucurbitales; Cucurbitaceae. The record is from RefSeq and is a predicted model, not a curated record. The transcript has 2 exons. Gene Ontology annotation, molecular function: DNA-binding transcription factor activity; sequence-specific DNA binding.
GAGAGAGGCAUAAGAAAAACAGAAGGGAAAAAGUGAAGGCAUUAGACAGCAAAAUAAACCAAUAAUUGAAUAGAAAAAAAGGGAAGAUUUUGGAGAAAACAAUCUAUUGGGAGGAGGAGGGGAGUACAAUAGUACAGAGUAUCACAGCAAAUUCAGUAAUGAUAUUGGGCAGAGAUCUUGGAAAUCUUAUUUACGAGCAGGAUAGUAUAGUAGGCUAAGUUGCCACUGGUGGUCACUGCCGGCUGCUACCGCCAUUAAAGACCUCUCUCUCGUUUUCUCCUUUAUAGCAGAGCACUUGGUGAUGUACUGUUCCAUUCAUUUUCCGUGGCCAUAGCCCAUAGCCAGAGCCAGAGCCAGAGCCAGACACACUUUCUCUCUCUACAAAUGUCCAUGUAGAAAGGGAAUUGGGAGGAGGGUGGUUCCGUAAAGUGAUCUGGGGUUUCCCUGGUCAAGUGGGUAUCUAUCACAUAAAGAGACAUAGCUCUCUCAAAAGCUGUGCUGAAACAGAGAGAGAGGGAGAGAGAGGGAGAGAGAGAGAGAUGGGUUAGGCUGUGGAGUUGGAACUGGGUUUAGGCUUCUGGUGGAGGUGGGGGGAUGGAAGUGAAAACUGAAAAAGAUGAAUGGCAGAGCUUUUUGGGAGAGGCAGACGAGGCGGCAGCGGCAGAAGCAGCAGGUUGCAGAGUGGUGGCAGCAGCAGCAGCAGCAGCAAUGGCAGGAGGAGGAGGGAGGAGGGAGAGAGGAAGAUAGAAGAAGCCAUUAAGAUUAGGAAAAAGCAGUACCCAUUUAAAGCUGGAAGAAGAAAAGCAAAACAAUCCGAGUCUGGAUCCUCAAGGAAGUCGCCAUCAUCAUCAUCAGCAUCAAAACCAGAUUCUAAAUUCGAGGCAUGUAGACGGAAAAGCAGAGGAAGACGACCAAGAUUCUCCGCCCCACCACCGCCAACACCACCACCAUCAGCAGCAGCAACCACAGCCUUUCAAUGCGCACCAGAAUCAGCAUCUUUUUCUUCAAAACGCUCACCAAGACCAAAAUCUGAGCAAUUACUACGCAGCUUUAGAUUUACAGUCAGAACAACAACAACCCCACCACCAGGAAGCCUCCAAGGAACGCUCGUACUUUCACCUUCCUCCACCUCAUCCGGUGGCGGCCUCUGCCGCCUCUUCUUCCACUUUCGCAGACCAGAGCAUCGAAUAUGCGAGAAAAAUGGAAGAGAGCCACCGCCAAACAUCGACGUCGUCAAGGUUGGGGAUGAGAACUGGCCGCGGCGGCGGCGGCGGUGGGGAGAUUAUGGAGGUUCAAGGUGGACACAUUGUUCGUUCCACUGGAAGGAAAGAUCGUCACAGCAAAGUUUGUACAGCUAAAGGUCCAAGAGACCGCCGUGUUCGCCUCUCUGCUCAUACCGCCAUCCAGUUCUACGACGUCCAAGACCGCCUCGGAUAUGACCGACCCAGUAAAGCUGUAGACUGGCUAAUGAAAAAGGCCAAGGCCGCCAUUGAUGAGCUCGCCGAGCUCCCUGCUUGGCAUCCGAGCACAGCAAACGCAUCCACACAGCGGCAGGAGCAGCAGAGUCUGAACGAUGUGAAUGGUAACUUACUUUCUGUCCAACGCGAUGUUCUCAAUUCAACCGGUAACCGGAGAGCGACGGUGGUGGGAAGCGACAGCAGAGUUUCGGAGUUUCCUCGGCAAAACUUGCAGCAUACCCGAAUGGGGGAAGGCCCAAAUAGCAGCACCUCGAGCUUUCUCCCACCGUCGCUGGACUCGGACUCCAUUGCCGAUACCAUCAAGUCGUUCUUCCCUAUAGGCACGGCGACGGAGACGAGUUCAUCGUCAAUUCAAUUCCAGAAUUAUCCACAAGAUUUGCUUUCCAGGACGAGUAGCCAGAACCAAGAUCUGAGGCUUUCUUUGCAGUCUUUUCAAGACCCAAAAGCUAUUCACCGGCAUCAUGCUCAGCACCAGAGUCAAGGACAUCAGAAUGAACACGUCCUAUUUUCCGGUACCUCCCCCUUAAGUGGGUUUGAUGUGACCACUGCUGGUUGGUCUGAGCACAACCUCAACCCGGGGGAGAUUAGCCGGUUCCCGAGGAUAACUUGGAACGCAUCUGGUGCAGAAACUGGUAGCGGCGGCGGCACUAGUCAUGGCGGAGCUGGGAUUAGGAGUACAGGAUAUGUCUUCAACUCGCCGCAGUUACCAACUGCGCUGUUACCUUCGCAACUCAUGCAGCCAUUAAUUGGAGAAAACCAGUUUUUUUCUCAGAGGGGACCCCUUCAGUCCAGUCACACACCUUCAAUUCGCGCUUGGAUUGACCCAUCACUUACAGCCACUGAUCAUCAACAACAUCAAAUACCACCAUCAAUCCACCAAUCUUCCUACACAGGUUUAGGAUUCGCCACAGGCGGGUUCUCCGGGUUUCACAUUCCAACGCGAAUUCAGGGUGAGGAGGAGCACGAUGGCAUUUCAGACAAGCCAUCCUCUGCUUCCUCUGAUUCUCGCCAUUGAUUUGAUCAAAAUCCCAAGAUUUUCCCUUUCACAGACGUUAUGUUAUUGCAGGUGUGCAUCCUCAACUACAAAGACAAGGUUAGCAGCACCAGCGUUAAGACACCGCAUGGUACUCAAGAGGGCAGAAUUUUGGGUCGUUUUGUUUCAAGGCCUUUACCAUGGAAGUAGUGAUUCUGAGUACUUUUUCAGGUCUUAUAGUCCAUGGUUUAUUUAGCUUCUGCCAGUUGUUUGUGUUAUUUCAUGCUGCCAAAUAACAAUAAUAAUGAAAGAACUCUUAGGUCUAAUCUUUGACGAAUCCUUCGAUGGAACUGUCUAUCUUAUUUGUUUCUGUAGCAAAACUUUCAUUGUUCUGAUUACUUCUUUUUAAUCAAUAUUUCAAUUUUAGUUUCUUUGG